UGUUUUUCAAAAAAGAUUUUACUUCGAAGUGAGAAUGUUUCGUUGCUUUCAUGAGAUUUUUUAUUAGGUUUUAUGUUAAAUAUUAAUCAGUGAGAGGCAGAUACAGUGUCUACUCCUCGUUUUUUCCUCCAAAAAUCGUACGAAACUGUGAAUUGUUAUUGUCCCCAGUGAAAAGUGCCCGAAAAUGACUCUUAACCUCGCAAAAACUCGACUUCUGAACCUGCGAGGAAUAAGUACCUCCCAGUGGCACAGAAAUCUCCCUCCCAACAGUGUAAUGAAUGUUUUUGAUAGGAAUGCAAAGCUUUUGCAACGGGAGAGGGCAGCUAGGGAUCCAGAGGUCAAGCUAUACGAUUAUUUGAAGGAGGAGGUGGGCUACAGGCUUGCUGACAGGGUUUUCGAUAUCAAGAGGGAGUUCCAAUGUGCCCUGGACCUUGGCUGUGGUCGUGGACAUGUCUCCAAGAAUAUUGAGCCAGCUAGCGUGAAGAAAUUGAUUUUAGCUGAUAUGUCUCCUAGCUUUGUUCAGCAAGCUGAGGCUCCUGAGGGAGUGGAGGUGGAGAGGAAGGUUCUGGAUGAGGAGUCCUUCUCACUCGGGGAUAACAGUCUCGACCUGGUCAUCAGUUGCUUGAGUCUCCACUGGGUGAAUGAUCUACCUGGCUGCUUCAGCAGAAUUAUUCAGAGCCUCAGGAGUGAUGGGGUCUUCAUGGCUGCUAUUUUUGGGGGUGAUACUCUCUUUGAACUGAGAAGUUCUUUACAACUCGCAGAGUUGGAGAGGGACGGAGGGAUCUCUCCUCACAUAUCACCUUUCACACAGAUCAGGGACAUUGGAAGCUUGAUGACAAGGGCUGGCUUCACGAUGCUCACUAUCGACUGCGAUGAAAUGGUCAUUGGGUAUCCUUCGAUGUUUGAACUCAUGUGGGAUUUGAAAGGCAUGGCAGAGAACAAUGCAGCUAGAAACCGAAAAUUACAUCUCAAACGAGAUACUGCAGUGGCAGCUGCAGCAGUUUACGAAGAGCUUUAUGGAAAAAUAAAGGAGGAUGGCAGCCCCUACAUCCCAGCGACUUUUCAAAUAAUUUACAUGUUGGGUUGGAAGCCAGAUGCCUCACAGCCAAAGCCCCUCGACAGAGGAACUGGCGAGGUUUCCUUGAAAGACUUGUACAAACUGGACCAGAUCAUCAAAGACGCCAAAAAGAUAAAAUUGGACGACGAGAAGUAGAUGAAAAUGUAGAAAGUAAAAUGUAAAAUAUAAUUUAUUCAACUCAAUAAAGUUGUAUUUUAUAUCAUAAAACAUUUGUCGGUCCACAUUACUGAAUGCAGAUAAAUGGGAAUGGAGAGUGCAGAAUUAGGAUAGAAUCCGAUUUGGUUAACGAUUCUGUCCGAUGUUAUUUGUCCUCGCACUGUUCCUUGUGCUUGACCACUCCCUUUUCGAUGAGGUCGGGGAUCUCCACUGCCAGCCAGGGUCCCAGCUGUAAUCAUAUAAAAUUUAUAUUGUACAUUUUCAAGUGAUAACUCCGAGGGUGAUUAGAAGCAGUUCUGGACAUACCCCAAGGGCCAUUGCGUGAGCGAUUCCAAACUUUGGAACGUUACGGGCCCAUAGGGGCUUGAAGUGAUCACUCAGACAAAUUUUUCCUCCUCUGUACAUUUUAGCUGUUUUCCCAUCUAAUUCUGGUAACGCCAGCUCGGGUGCAGUCACAGGAUACGUUACAGGAAU
Molecule: messenger RNA, 1708 nt
Organism: Diachasmimorpha longicaudata
Lineage: Eukaryota; Metazoa; Arthropoda; Insecta; Hymenoptera; Braconidae
Product: arginine-hydroxylase NDUFAF5, mitochondrial
Exons: 3
Coding region: 185-1213 (342 amino acids)
Biological process (GO): mitochondrial respiratory chain complex I assembly
Cellular component (GO): mitochondrion
Source: RefSeq, a predicted model, not a curated record